AUGGUCUGCCUCUGUACACGCUUGAGGAAAAGAGACUACGACUCAUUGACAAACGAUGAGAUAUGCCUUCUGGAUGAGGCGGCCUGCUUCACAGAGCACAGGCGGCUCCAGCUGCGACAGAGUCGACAACCCGUCAGAGCAAGGCGGGUUAAAGUUAUGGCCAACCAGACUUCCUCUGCAAAAAGACCUAGAACAUCUUCUAUCAUUGUACCGGCAGUCGUUUCGGUACCUCGAGGCGCGACCAAGACAGGUAAAACAGUCACGCGUCCAGGGCAAACCAUUGUGCGUCACCCGUUAGGAGACUUUGGCAUAGAUCAAUCAUCUCGUACCGAGGAAGAGAUCAGUCAGCAGGAUACAUCGCUCGUAAUCCCAAAAACAUCUAUAUGUUCGACAGAAGACAUGAACGGGUCACAAGAGUCAGAGAGAUCUAUGCAUAGCGGGCUGCCGCAGAAGACGGUGCAAUACAUCUCGAGCAUGGUGGUGACUAUCUUGUCACACCAGAGGUCGUGGAUCGAAUCUACCUGUAUCUUCACCGCUCUCCUUGGCUCGAAGCCAAGUGGCUGGACAAUCGCAAGUCACUCCUCUGAAGCAGUUGAAUCCACACUUGCGAACACUUUUGUGCAAGUGCAGGUAAAAAUACUUCAACAUCAGAUCUUCAACAAACUUCUAGCCUAUGCUGCCAACAGCCUGUGGGCCGGGAAGCAUCUCGGGAAUAGCAGCGAGAACCUGACGAAGUUGAGGAGACAUGGAAGUGGAGCAGCAGAAUUUGUUCGUGCUGCAGGGAAUGCUACAAGUAUACUGUUACUGGUGCCUCCAUCAUGGUUGCGUAAAUCUACGAACGAGAUUCGCACAAGAGUUUCGAAGAUGAAGCAGUCAGCCGCCGUCUUUCCCUAUCUAGAGCAGUUUGAAACACUCGCACAAACACUACUAGGCAGGCUGAAAAGAGAAAUUGAGACCAUGCAUUCAGAAAGCUCUCAUCUACUUAUUCGAGGACCACCAGUAUCAACACAACCAUCCCCUGACACUCGAGAGUCUUAUCCGUUCCAAAGACCACAUGGAACCACAGCCCCUUCUCCGAACGACGUGUCUGUGUCUGGAUCGGAUUCGAUGUCUCAGGUACAGCCAUCCCAGGCAGCAGGCGACGGGAGCGUGGACCUUAUAGGAUUUAGUGACCUACACCGUACAGCAUUGAGUCCAACGGCGCAGACCCAACCAGUAUUCUCGGUAUUGCAUCAACACCCUAGUACCUCUCUUGACAGGGAUGGCAUGAUGGCCGCUUCGCUCGACCCGACACUAGUGGGAUCACCAUGUUACGUCGACGACGACGGCAACCACAUAAAUCCUUUCAUGCUUGUCUAG
This is a messenger RNA of Aureobasidium melanogenum CBS 110374, 1359 nucleotides long. RefSeq lists its product as uncharacterized. The transcript is spliced from 4 exons. The record is from RefSeq and is a predicted model, not a curated record. Lineage: Eukaryota; Fungi; Ascomycota; Dothideomycetes; Dothideales; Saccotheciaceae. The coding region runs from base 1 to 1359 and encodes 452 amino acids.